AGGAACUUAAAACCUGGCAAACUGCCAGCCACAUCUUUAGUAUAUCCCUCGCUGUUAGUUGGUUUAUUCCGUUUUACGAACGCAUUCCACCUGAUCCUUGUUUGUACGCGUUCGAAUAUACAGUAUUGGAUAUAAUUGCAAACCCAGGCUGUAACUAACUUGAUAUCCGGAUAUUAAGGGCUGUACAUAUAUGGAAGAAAACUUCGAUACACUUUAUUCAGAGUUUCUGUAGGGUAACGGUUACGUUGAUCAUCAUUGUUACACAGUCUUCAUUUUCAGAAAACCUACUCUUCGACGUCACAUUGUAAAAAGUGGCCACUCUAAUAUGAUCUAUGUUGACGAGACAGAACCAGACGGAGAGCUCGAACCUCCUUUUGAACCAAGAAACGUUGCGGUGAAGAAAGGUCAGGAUAUUAAAAAGGAAUAUACACUGCACGAGGAACUUGGGAGAGGAAAAUUCGGCACAGUUUACAAGUGCAAGGAAAAGUUAACAGGACGUUGUCUAGCGGCAAAAUUUGUCAUAACAAAUAGAGCAGAAGACCGGAAAGAUGUAGAGCGUGAAGUAGAGAUUAUGAGAACACUUCAACACCCUCGACUUCUUCAGCUGUACGACGCCUUUGAUGACGGGAAAAAAGAAAUGUGCUUGAUAUUAGAGCUGAUAGAAGGAGGGGAACUGUUUGAACGUGUCAUUGACGACGACUUUAUCCUCACUGAAAAAGCUUGUUCUAUAUUCACAAGACAAAUCUGUGAAGGUGUAGAAUAUAUGCACGGCCAAAAUAUUCUUCAUUUAGACAUGAAGCCAGAAAAUAUUCUCUGCGUCACAAGAACAGGAAACCGUAUCAAGCUAAUAGAUUUUGGUUUGGCGAGGAAGUAUGAUCCGACGAAAAAGCUCCAGGUCCUGUUUGGAACCCCAGAAUUUGUCGCACCUGAGGUUGUGAACUUUGAGAUGGUCACCUACAAGACGGAUAUGUGGAGUGUGGGCGUUGUUUGUUAUGUUCUGUUAUCAGGAUUAUCUCCAUUUAUGGGUGACAGUGAUCUUGAAACUAUGGCUAAUGUCACCAAAGCAGUGUAUGAUUUUGACGAUGAAAGCUUUGAGAAAAUUUCAGCAGAGGCUAAAGAUUUUAUUUCCAAACUUCUCAUAAAAGAUGGGGACCAAAGAAUGUCAGCACAAGACUGUCUGGAUCAUCCAUGGUUGAGGAAAGACAAGAUGAGGAAGGAUACCCAGCUAGAUAAAACGAGGCUUAAGAGGUUCGUAAUUCGCCGUAGGUGGCAGAAAGCUGUUAAUGCUUUUCUGGCCCUUAAACGAAUGGGAGCAACUAUAAACUUGUAAAGAAAAGAAAAAAGUGAAACCAAAAAUAAAAGUAACGAAACCCAAGUGUAUCCAAGCAGAAGUGAGGACGUUGUUUAUCAGUGGACUUAUCCUAAUGUAAAACCAGUUGCUAAUCAGUCAUGUUUAGGCCGCUAGCAAUCAUUCGCAUAUUGUUGUUAUUAUUAUUUAGUUUUUAUUAUUUGUAAUUAAGUACUACUCAACUUUUCAUUUUUGCAUUUUAUUUUUGUAGUGAAUAUAUUUUAUUAUAAGUGUCUUAGAAUAAUCUUUUUUUUUUUUUGUUGUUGUUGUUCAUACUUUCAUUCUUAUCUUCAGUGUGUAUAAAGGUAUAAUAUUUCUUUUAUUCCUGUUUAGAAAGUUAUUUUAGUACUACAAAGCGUCACUAGAUGGCAGAUUGUACUGUCUUCUUACAAUUACCGCGACAAAGAGAAACCAUAGUGUUAUCUAUAUAUUUCAGAAUUUAAAAUAAUGUCGCGACGCUAUAAUGUUUCUACAAAACUAACAGAACUAAGUCAGUUCAAUAUCUAGGUUUAAAAGUUCAUUCGCUAUCUUUCAUUUUCCUCUCUACUUGUAAGCUGAGAUCGUUAAUUAAUUUUUUUUAAGGUGUCAUUUACUUUAUUCUUGAAUCUGUAGUAGAACUGCACUUGCAACUUAAAAUGUAAGUUUACGUAUAAUUAUAAAUAUUUAAUAAAUUAAAAGCAAUCUUUGGCUAAUAUUAUCAUCACGUGCUCUAAAAUAGUCUUCCACUGUGUUUGCUUUAUUGAAAUUACUAGAAAAUAAGUUAAUGAAUUUGAAUUAACUUUUGAAGAAAUUUAAAAUAUGCGUACUUAAUACGUAUUAAUGCACGUUUUAAAUGUUACAGCAGAAGAGAUGUUAUUUUUUUGUAACUACAAUACUUAGAUUGUAUCAACGUUAAAGUAAUUAAACAGUCUUCAUAAGGAUUAACAUUUUUGAAAUGUUAUGAUUCUACCAAAAAUUCGUACUGCUAUCAGCAAAACAUUGGCAGCGACGUGAACUUUAACUCUUUUAUCAGAUUCUUAGGUUGUGUUCAGUAAAGUUACGAACCACAGCUUUGAUUUUCUUUCAUUGGCAAUGUUUUUGAAUUUUAUCCCAUUUGAUAUUGGGAAAUCUCGUAGAGAAAUAACGCUGAAUUCCAAUACCCUGCAACUUUUUUUCGGUUAUCUUUGUUUUGUGUUCUUCUCAAGCGUGCUAAAAACGCGCGUACUCAGUUUUUUUUGUUUUUUUUCAUACAGCUUCUUUGAUUUUAGAUUUUAUCCAUAUAUCUUGCAUACUGUGGCGAAUUGGUUGAGAUUCCUUAAAGGCAAGAUAAAAGAAUACCAAAGUAAAUCAGCUCUACGAUCAAAAUAAAUCUCAGUUUUUCUUUCAAUUAACGUUGUGUAGCCACAAAUACCGUUGUUAAUUUGUAGAAGUCGGUAUCUUGUUCCAGACGUAACACUCCGCAAUAGUCACGGUAAUAAGGAGUAACUCUACAAUCGUGUAGAGGGGGGUAUAUAUAUUAGUUUCAUGUAAAACAUAAAAACCAUGUAAAUUGUAUGUAAUAUUUUUUAUGUAUAAAAACAAAAAAAAAUCAAAUUUAAGAAACGUAAAUACAGUGCACGUUCUUGUAAAUAACUUUUGUUUGUAGCCUUUACGAGUAAGAAAUAACUGCAAACACUGAAGUUUUCUAUGCACUCCAAAUAAAUAAACACAAAAUUGUAUGACGUGCAAGAUUUUAAAAAUACACAAGUUUAAAUAUUUAGAGAGGAACGUUUUUUGAAACUUAAAACCAAACAGCCGCCAUAUCAAGGUGGGGAUUAAAACAAAGUAGUUUUAGCUGCAUCAACUAAUUUUUUUUAAAGUUUUAUAUUAUUGAAAGAGAAACUAAUACACAAUAUCAAUAUAACUUUCUUGAUCACUACAAUUGUACUGUCUCUUUUGCAGUACAUAAAUGUAAUACCCCACCUUUCUCAAUUCUGGUACCAGAUGUAAAAUCCCACCCUUUCUCCAUUCUACUCCCAAACAUUUGCAAGUUAAACAUGCAUAAACAAACAAUUUGAUUACAAACAUCAGUCCACAUCUUUCGUAUCUACUGAACAUGAGCAUCUUAACUUUAUAAACGAAAAUUACACUUUCAUUAAUGCGACAAAAACUGUUAUUUGUCGCUUUUUCACUUCAUUUUUCUUAUAUCAGUGAAUUUUAUCUUAAAAUAAUUUGCAAUAAUCUGCAUUUCUGUACAUCGAUAAUUUCAAGAUUAAAUUGUUCCAUUGUGUGGCGGACAGUUACUUGUUUGAACGGGUGUGAUUUAACGUAACAUAUUUUUGUAGUGUUUAAUUUGGCUAGUCUGUUUCUGAUAUUGGAUUUGUUGUGUUUUCCAUGGUGUGUUUUAUUGCGGUUUAACUUGAGAAAUAAUAGAAGCUGUAAGCUUGUCUACCUAUUAUCCUUGGUAAAAACAAAAAACUGUUGAAAUAAGAAUCUUUAUUAUUUAUAUUUCUGAACAGGAAAGUAGUGUGUAUUUUUCUUUGUUUCGCUUAAGCUUACUUUGAUGCCAGUAACAAAGUGUGGAUAAUCACUGAGGAUUUGGUAGGAAAAAAAUGAUAUUUUGCAGGAAAAUCUAACAAUAGAAAUAAUUAAGUUAAAACAUAAGCAUAUUACAUUUCAAGUAGUAUUAGUAAAAAAAAAUGAAUAAGGUUUUUGUUAACAUGUAUACGUGGAAUCAUCGUGGCUUGUGUAUGAAAUUUGUGGAUUUUUUAUGCGUAUGUAAACGCUAUUAAAAGCUAAUUUUAAACAAGUUAAACCUAAAUGAUAUAACUAACUUUGUGAGGGUGGCAAAACUAUAUAAUUUUCUCGUUUUUGGAAGAAAAAAGAUUUGGUGGAUCCGAAGUGGUAUAUCAGCUAAUCAGACUUUAUCUGUCUAUCCUACGCCAUCUUGAAUAGUACAACUUGUUUUUCACUUCAUAUUGUUACUGAGGGCGAAAUUCGGCAGAAGUUGCGAGCUAUUUCAUUCUGCUUGUAAAAUUCAAUCUGUUUCUCUAUCGUGUCGCUUUGGUGACUGAAGCACCCACCUGGUUAGCAAUAUCACGGGUUAACUCCCACCAAAGCUCAAUUUUUAAUUCUUUAAAAAAAUAUUUAAAUAGUUAGUGAUGUUUAUCGUGUCAUUUAAAACAUUCUGAUCAAUCUUCUGUUCGAUAAUUUUUGUAAGUAUCAUAAAAUAUUAAGAAAAUAAAGUGAAUUUGUUUUUUCUUAUAUAAGAGGUUAAUUAAAUGUGAAAUGAAAUAUUCGCAAGGUGGCGAAUUAAAUGUAAUCAAUAUUACGUAAAUUAAGCAUAAUUUAAAAGGAUGAACAAAAAGAUUAAUUUAGUCAUCCGUGCAUGGCUCAAUAAUAAAGCAAUUAUAAUUAAAAUAAAAUACUUAAUUAGAACUUUUCGUAGAAUAGCAGAGAAAUAAUCAGUUGACAAUUAAUUUUAAGAAUUUAAUAAUUUGCGUCGGUUUGUUUGUUGUUGACCUCUUUUCUCCCACAUUUUUUUUCCAAUGUGAUUGAAGUUGUUUGUUUCGUUUUCCACUGAAGUAUCCAGUUUCAAGCUGUGAAAUGUUUUUCGCUGAUGGAGGUGUUCAUAUAUUCUUUUUGCUUGUAUUAGUGGUAUGUAAUCGGUGAAGGAAACAACAAAAAAAAUGGAAUAAAUAAACUUUUGCUUUUUA
Molecule: messenger RNA, 5022 nt
Organism: Limulus polyphemus (Atlantic horseshoe crab)
Lineage: Eukaryota; Metazoa; Arthropoda; Merostomata; Xiphosura; Limulidae
Product: myosin light chain kinase, smooth muscle-like
Exons: 11
Coding region: 326-1330 (334 amino acids)
Biological process (GO): intracellular signal transduction; protein phosphorylation; positive regulation of apoptotic process
Cellular component (GO): nucleus
Molecular function (GO): ATP binding; protein serine/threonine kinase activity
Source: RefSeq, a predicted model, not a curated record